AUGGCUGUUCCUUCUCCACUAUUUGUUCAUUUUGGCUUGGAUCGUGGUGUUUCUUGUUCUGCUAUUGUAACUUUGAAUGAUGAGACUUACUUGUCUGUUGGUACUACUGGUGGGAAUUGUCGUUUAUUUUCGCUUACAAAUCACUUACAUGUUGCUACAGUUUAUGAUGACCUUAAUAAGAGAUCAAUCGUAGCAGUUGGGCAGUUUUCGGAAAACUGUAUUUUCUUACAUAUUCGCGCGUAUAAAAUUCUAGUGCUAUCAGUGAACGAAAAUUCAAAAGUUUUAAACUUCAACAUUACAAAGUCUAUACGGACAGAAUAUUAUGGUUUCUGUGGUGCAUUUCGUGACAAAUCUAACUUUUUUUGUCCUAUGUAUAAGAAUGAUAAAUGUAAAAUCAAUAUUUAUUCGGACAUAUCAGAGGAAUCGUCUGAAGUUGAGUUUUCCGAUAAUCGUUGCUCUUUAAUGGCCACUUCGGUAACAAAUAAUGGGUAUUUGAUUUGUGGUUUCGACGAUGGAAACACAAGAAUUGUUGAUAUUUCAGAUCUUACUAUUAAACAUGAAAAGCAGCUAUAUUCGGACUCUAUUUUUUCAUGCGCGUCAUUUGCUAAUAUGUUUGCAAUAUCGUCUGUCAAGCCACCGAUAAUGUUAUGCAAAUGUGAUGGAGAAAUUACUGUCGAAAAAGAAAUUAUGUACCCACAAAAAGCUGGUGGUUGUUCGUCGUUAUGUUUCUCAGAAUGCGGCAAAAUGCUUGCAUCAGGUUAUUGGAACGGAACAGUUCGUAUAAACUCUGUAAAAACAGGCAAGAUACGGGCUUUUCUAGAUUUUCAUUCCGAAAUUAUCAACUUUUUGCAUUGGAAUCAAGUUAAUAAACGCCGGUUAUUGUUUGUGUGUUCUAAAGAUGCUAAAUUAUCGAUGUGGAAUUUGCAUAAUGAUUAA
Messenger RNA from Thelazia callipaeda (thelaziosis nematode), 936 nucleotides. The record is from the annotation of a GenBank genome assembly. NCBI's taxonomy places the organism in Eukaryota, Metazoa, Nematoda, Chromadorea, Rhabditida, Thelaziidae.